AAGCCGCUGUUUCCAUGGCAGUAGCGCAGCAUCCCACCAUCUCGAGACAGUCAGCGCCGCGGCGGCUAGCCAAGUAACUGGAGAAAUGAUGUAGCUCGACAGUCAGCAGCUUACACUUUAUAUGAAUAUAUAUUUAUGUCUGACGUUGCUGUUAGCCUGCUGAUGUUAGAUACAGCGAUGACGACCAAAGCCAACCGUUUUAACUCCACCGUCUCCGUUGACGAGUACCUCGCGGAGACUAACGUGCUGUUCUACCUGAGCGAUGCGGUGACGCAGCUGUUGGAACAUAAAGAGGAAUACACCCAGUUUGGGGUGAUUCGCUACUUCGCUGAGUAUUUCAGCAGUGUGAAGAACAGUAACCACGUCCUCUUUAGAGAGUUUAACUACAUCAAGGCGACUCCUCACAACAGAGCCUCCUUCAUCAGAGUCUUCUGGAGGUGCUACAGACAGAUCGGCAAGAGUGGAGACUUACUGUCCAUGCUGGAGUACAGGUCUCUGCUUCAGUUACUGUGUCCUGACUUCCCUGUGGAGACGGUGCAGAGUGCAGCCAGGAUUGUUCUGAUGGACGACGCCAUUGACUUUCUGAUGUCUUUCUCCGACUUCCUCUUCGCCUUCCAGCUGCAGUUCUACUACCAAGAGUUCUUGGACAGUGUCCUGGUGAUCUACCAAGAUCUGUUAUCAGGGAAGAGUCCCAACACAGUGAUUGUCCCGACCUCGACCUCCAUGGAGCAGCUCCCCCCUGUGGCGGCAAAGGAGAAUGACAAAGAGGGGCAACAACAAGAUGGAGUGGACCCAUCCACGCUGGCAGAGUGUAUAGAUGCCCUGUGUGACAGGUUUAAACAUAGUUUUCCUCCCAGGUCCUGCAUGAGAGAAAUACUGGAUCAGGUUGACAAAAUCUCAUACUACAGCUUCUUAAUGAGCCUGGCUAAACAUGACACCAUCAACCACAACAUAGGAGCGCUGCCAAACAAGUCCGAGUUGCUGAUUGACCCAGAGAUGGAUCAGGAGCUGGACAAACUUAUUUCCCAGAUCUCAGUGAGUCCAGGCAGCAACAGCAGUGGCAGCGCCGUGGGGGGAUUAAAGGAGGUGCAGAAGAAAGCCUCGCCGAGGAGGAACAUCCACCACAGGAGGAAGAUGGAGGUGGAGAGUGACGGCUCCACGGAGGAGACCGACUCCUCCGAAAACUGACCUUUCAGUCUUUAACCUUCCAGUUUCUCCUCUCUGUGACCUGCCAUCUGCUGUCUUGCUCCAGAAACUCUCAACAGAAUGUUAAUUGUGUGCUUUUCCCAGUAAGGAGAAGUGUAACGAAUUGCUAUUUCAGUUUCUGUAAUAAUACAUCAUUUGCCACUCCAUAAGGCAUUACUUUAUUAUGAUGAAGUUGUUGUUUUUUUUAAAGAUUAACAAUGAUGUGGAUAUUAUUUUGAGGCUGCUAAGUUAUAUUUUGUGCUGAUAUUUAAUAUCUUUACCUUCGACCAUUUUCAUGUCAAAAACAUCUCUCAAAAAUUUCAAGUAUUUAGUGUUUCCUCUAUGAAUUUUAGUCUUGUCAAGGUGAAAAGCCUCUGGAAGGAGCUGGAAAUGUGAAAUGGUAGAAGGUUGACUUUCUUUGGGUGGGAAUAUUCUCACUUUACCAAGUCAGAUGCUGUUUGGAAACUGACUUACCAUGAUUUUUAGAAGAGAGCGAGGAUGCCCUGUUAAGGUGUUAAGGAAAAGCUGUGCAUUGAGUUCCUGUCUCUGUUGUUUCUGUUUCUGUUUCUGUAACUGUAGAUUUGUGUUUUUCCAACCUUAACCCUACAGGGCAUUUAUGAAGGGAGACAUGAACACAGAUGCAGCUCAUUUUUGGAGGAAAAAUGAAUCCUCUCCCUGUCUGCCCUUCAGAAUUUCCAGCUCAAACUUGAGCCCUCUAUGUAGUAUUUAUUUAUUUAAUACACAUUCACUGAUGGAGAGAGCAAUGCGAUUUGAAGUCUCAUGAGUGCAUGUGAUGCAAAAUGUGUGAGGAUUAUUACUGAUGUCAUGAGUAAUAAAGAUAUAACUGUGA
This is a messenger RNA of Myripristis murdjan (pinecone soldierfish), 2035 nucleotides long. It is a transcript of the gene cstpp1, whose product is annotated as centriolar satellite-associated tubulin polyglutamylase complex regulator 1. The coding region runs from base 136 to 1188 and encodes 350 amino acids. The transcript has 9 exons. The record is from RefSeq and is a predicted model, not a curated record. Lineage: Eukaryota; Metazoa; Chordata; Actinopteri; Holocentriformes; Holocentridae.